UGCCAUCUGACAGUUAGAGAAGUAACUACGGUAAUGUGAGACGUGUACGAAGUACGAAGUUAAUUAUUCUGGAGUACUCUGAAAUUUAUUUUACGAAACAUAAUCGUAAGUCACUGCUGACAUGCGUAGCACUAAACAAAUAUAAAUUUAACAUUCCUUUGAAAAUAUGUACUUAGAUAUUAUUUUUGUACGAAAGACACCAUGUGCUUUUAGCCCGUUAUAGUUACACUGAUUUUAAUAAAAAAGAUGGAUGUGGAUCGUAAAGAAAGUACGGAUCUGCUGCGGCCGAAACAAAGGCAAGAAGCCAAUGGGCGGAAAGCCAGUGUAUGGCAGGAAUCAGGUGGUCCUCCAGAUGGUGGCCUCCGCGCGUACAUAGUGGUUAUUGCCUCUUUCUGUACAAACGGGCUCAUAUUUGGCAUUAUCAACUCUUACAGCGUCAUAUAUCUUGUACUCUUGAAACGCCUGGAAUCUCAAAAUGUUGACGGAGCAACAGUUAAAGCUUCACUAUGUGGCGUUUUGACCAUUGGAUGCACCUUUGCCAUUUCGCCUGUCUCUGGCAUUCUCUCGAAUUUCCUCGGACUUCGCACAACUACAAUGGUAGGCGGUAUCAUCGCCACAAUCGGAUUAGCGCUGUCAUCUUUCUUCGUGGAUAACAUUGACGUACUCUGUGUCACAUACGGUAUUAUCUACGGCUUAGGAGCCUCACUCGCUUACACUCCAUCCCUAGCUAUUCUUGGGCAUUACUUCAAAAAAAAACUUGGUAUAGUUAACGGCGUAGUUACUAUAGGUAGCUCUGUUUUUACUGUAAGUUUGCCGCCCCUUAUGGAAUAUAUGAUAAAUAAUUAUGGUCUUAGUGGUAUGUUCAGGGUGUUAGCUGUCUUUGGAUUUGGCAUUUUCCUGUGUGGUAUAUUGUUCAAGCCUGUUGCUAUAACCAAACCAGUAAACACCAAAAAGGGUGCCUGGCCAUUGUUAAGAAUUAUUAUGGGCGUAGAGUUGUGGAAGAAGAGACGAUACACGCUGUGGGCUCUAAUAAUGCCUGUGGCUUUGUUUGGAUAUUUUGUUCCUUAUGUUCACAUAAAAAAAUAUAUUGAAGAUUUGAAUUUCGAAAAUGAUAUUAAUAUGAAUCUCCCAUUGCAAGGUUUAGCAGUAACGUCUGCCAUAGGGAGGUUAAUUUUUGGAUAUCUGUCAGAUAGGCCCCGUGUCAAUAAGAUUAUGAUUCAACAAAUUAUGUUUUACACAAUCGGCACGUUGACAAUAAUGUUGGCUUUUGCUAAAGCAUUUUGGGUAAUAGUGUUAAUAGCUUUGGGUAUGGGAGUAUGUGAGGGUGGUUUCAUUGCUUUGAUAGGACCAAUAGCUUUUGAGCUGUGCGGCUGCAAGCACGCCGCGGAAGGAAUAGGUUGUAUGCUGGGUUUGGCGGCCUAUCCUCUUUGCUUCGGCCCUCCCUUGGCAGCUCACCUAUAUAGUACGACAUUAACUUACACCCUACCGUUCAUUUUAUCCGGCAUCACACCGAUUGUAGGAGCAAGUUUGAUGUUUUUAAUUUACUUCCAAAAACGUAAACCAAACCAAACCGAAACAAACGGACACGCAAUAUCUUUAGAACGAGCAUAGUGUUAAAAUUUUAGAUCUUUAUAAAGACACCUACGGCGGCGGCGAUUAUGUUUUUAAAUUGUACGAAAAAAUAUAUUUAGUCAUCUUUUGAAUAAUGUGCUUAUUUACAUAGUGCAGAAUAACGGUGGGCACACUUUUAACAACAGUGUUCCAUUCGUAUUGAUUUUGGACCCUGAUUUGCAUUACUAAAGAAGGUUUUUAGACUGAUUUAUUUACCUGUGCAUUUACAUACUAACUCCGUGAAGUCUAUCAAAAUGAUAGAUAGCGAAAAAUUAACAAGCUUAGAGAAAACCUAUGCUCCCUUGCUUCUUAAUUAAAAAUAUGCAUUUUGUGCAAUUUUAUAAAAACUGCCUUGGAAAAGAUUGAGAAAACAUUUAAAGUGGGAAUGAUAUACGUCAAUUAAUUAAUAUUCUUAGAUACAUGGCGGCUUCAAUAUGAAGUUGUUUAGAUCUUUAUCGUGAGUAAAAUAAAAUUGUGAUUGCGAAAAUGAAUGGUGCGUAUUUAGUGUAGAUAAUGUAGGUAUAGGAAUUAUUGUAGAUGGUAGUAAGUAAUGCAUCGUUGACUCCAAAGUUAUUCAUACAAUUUCCUGACAUAGUAGUGUAUAUUUUGACGGAGAAAUAUCUCUGAGAUGGAAUUCGAGAUGAAAAAUGCAAACAAACUACCAUCACUGUCAAAGUGACACUUCAUAGAUUUUCAAACAUUUUUAUCAGAUUUGCCUAUUAACAGAUUCUAUUUUGAUUAGAUCAGUAACAUAUAUUAUUGCAAAAAAUACUCUUGUCGGUUAAAUAGCAUAAUUAAUAAAAUAGUAUUUAGAAUCAAUAAAAUUAUUCUUCUUUCUUUCGACAUAAAUGUCCUAACCGUAACCUAACACAAUCAACACUCGUUCCUAGCAACGUUAUCGAACUAUCUACUACUACUAGUAGGUAUGUUUUCCUUUUCACAAUCUCGAGCGUGUCAUUCCCUUAUAUAUUGCCUCCUGAUAUUCGUUUUGUCCUGGAGUGAUUUAUAUAUUAUCAAAAGCUUAUUACAGGCAUUUAUUUUUGUCGUAAUAGUAAAACGCUCUCUUACGUCAUCUAUUUAUAAGCCAUUAAAAACCAUACAAAUAAAAUGGGCAGCUAAAGGUUAUAUAUCUCCGAAAUAUUGUCAUUAGGAUACAGUAAGAGUGCUCUAAAAAAAUUACAUUUUUACCAUUUAAACAUAUUAUCUUCUACAUACUUACUUUUUAAGAAAAAAAGGAAUUUUUUUACUUCUUUUCAAAUUUGCAAUAUCAUUAAAAAAAUCUAUUGAAAUGGUUUUCACCUUUGUUUACCUUUUUGAUCUUGAAUUCCAUGGCAGAGUAUAAAUUUACAUCUGUUUAAUAUUUUCAAGAUGGUUGCUUACUUACCUAAUUUUCAUUUUAUUGUCUCCUUUAUGUUUCUCAAAGCCAAAUUUCCACUUAUAAUGUUACAGCCAAAGUACAAUAAGUUACCGAUUUUAGUUCCUAUUUAAUGUUAAACAUAAUGUAUGUUUUAGGUAUCUAAGUUUAAUAUUAUAAGAAGUCUAUUAGUGGAAAGAAAAUAAAAACAAAAACGACAAUAACGAUUGACACCUGAGGCUCCUCCAAUAUAACAUUGGGUUUAAAAAUAUAUGAUUUUAGUAAUCGAA
Hyposmocoma kahamanoa is the source of this 3255-nucleotide messenger RNA. RefSeq names its product monocarboxylate transporter 10 (gene kar). NCBI's taxonomy places the organism in Eukaryota, Metazoa, Arthropoda, Insecta, Lepidoptera, Cosmopterigidae. Gene Ontology annotation, biological process: transmembrane transport. The transcript is spliced from 2 exons. The record is from RefSeq and is a predicted model, not a curated record. The coding region runs from base 247 to 1611 and encodes 454 amino acids. Gene Ontology annotation, molecular function: monocarboxylic acid transmembrane transporter activity.